AUGGCCGACCUGCCGAGGCAUGAUCAAGUCGACUUCGAGGGGAGCGCAGCUCGCGGAGCAGCACACCAAGGCCCGGACGACCUCGUGGAACGUAAUUCUCAUGACUGUCCAGAAAAUGAUGGUUCCACUCUUUCCCUACCGGCCCCCAGGAUAGCGGCAACGCAUCAAGUCAGCUCAAACAAAAUAUUUGACUGCAUCUUGUUCAGGCGAUCCAAAGGCAUCAGAGACCUUGCGAUGCAGGAUGUCGAGAAAAACCAACAAGAUGAGCCAAGCGCACAGUCCAAAGCUCGCAAAGAAGCAGCGGCACAAGAACGGAAAGCACGACGGGAAGAAGAAGACAGAACGCGAAAGCAGAAAAGACAGGAGAGCAGAGAGCGAGCAAAGCAGAACGACAAAAUCAAGGCAGAAAGGAAAGCACAGGAAAAGCGGGUGCAGGGCUACUAUGGGAUCCGCGGCUAUGACCCAAGCGCCGGCAUGCUUCGCUCUAAUCGAGAGAGGGUGGCCCUGCGAACGCCCGACGGACACAUCCAGACAUCUCAGAGUAUUAACAAGGUGUUGAGUUUGAGGCCGCAAGCCAGUCAUACCUGGGGGUUAGAAUAUGGGGGACCGACGGAAGGCCGUGGGAGUGGGCGCAGUCUCCGUUGUGACGGCGGCGGCGAUAUCACACUCAAUUGCGACAGCCUCGAAGAAUAG
Fonsecaea multimorphosa CBS 102226 is the source of this 693-nucleotide messenger RNA. RefSeq lists its product as uncharacterized. The record is from RefSeq and is a predicted model, not a curated record. Bases 1 to 693 code for a protein of 230 amino acids. Lineage: Eukaryota; Fungi; Ascomycota; Eurotiomycetes; Chaetothyriales; Herpotrichiellaceae. The transcript has a single exon.